AUGAAUUUAAUGCGCAAAUUGCGAGGUUCCGCCGCAUCAACAUCGGCGGAGCCCGAAGCAGCGAGCUCCCACGUACAGCUGGGCUUAAUGCACCUGAAAAAACUCUUCGCGGAGUAUACUCAUCCGGCACAACCGCUGACAGAUGCAGAAAAAGAUGACAAAUUAUACAAUAUGCUCCCACUAUUCUGCAAGGUUUUUGGCUCCAGUCCUUCAACAGAAAUGAAUGAGAAGUUUUGGGAUAUAUUGUCAUUUUGUCAACAAGUUUCAAAGCUAAUGGUAUCAGAAAUAAGAAAGAGAGCCAGCAAUCAGAGCACCGAAGCAGCUAGCUGUGCUAUAGCCAAGUUUCUUGAAAUUGAAAACUCAGAAGAGUCUAGCAAUGGAUGGAUGCUUUUAUCAACUUUAAAUCUUUUGGCUGCGGGAGAUCAGUCAUUAAUACAGGUAAUGACAACUGCGGCUAUUCCCUCAACACUUGUCAAGUGUUUAUACCUAUUUUUUGAUCUUCCUGAGAUACCUGAAUCUGAAGCAGAUGUGCGUGAUGACACAAGUGAAUUUACUCCAAGGGAACGAAGGGUUCUUCUACAGAAGAUAUUUGUACAGGUUUUGGUCAGACUAUGUAGUCACCCUUUCCCCUGUGAAGAAUUGGCAAGGAAAGAUGACCUGAGCCUAUUAUUCUCAGCCAUAACAUCAUGGUGUGCCCCGCAUAAUAUGAUGUGGAGGAAAUCAGCUGCUGAAGUUUUGAUGACAUUAUCUAGACAUGGCUUAACACAAUCAGUUGUUCAAUAUAUACACAAUAAAGGAUGUGUCGGCUUGUGUAUUGAAAAUAUGCAAAAAAUACCAGAACUUACACCCUUAGAGGUGGUUGAAAUGUUUGUCGCUGUUUUUUGUUUUCUCAAAGAUUCCAGUGAUGUCAGUCAAUUAUUAUUAGAUGACUUUCGGUCUUGUCAAGGAUACCUAUUCUUAUCAGAAUUUCUUUUAAAACAUGAGAGGCAAGAUGUACCUGAUUAUUUGACAUCAGGAUUGGAGGAAGAACGCGUAAGUGGCACAGAGGCCCGAGCUGCUCUAAGAAACCUGGUUUUAAUGAUUUCGUCAUUAUGCGCUUGUGGUUUCUCGGAAUUGCGUCCCACGAGGGCUAAUACGGAACUGUUCCAGUUGCAAGGAUUCGUUCUACCACAACCGUCAACUCCUGGCCAGGCAGUUAGGAAUGUUCAGGCGUUUCAGGUAUUACAAUCGGUCUUCUUAAAGUCAAACUCGCCAGCUCUAUGCUGCACAAUCCUCGACGCCAUAUCCAGCGUGUACCACGCGGACAAUGCCAAUUAUUUUAUACUAGAAAACCAAAAUACCCUCAGUCAAUUUUCCGAGAGGAUCCAUACGAAAAAUGCGGAGAUUCAAGAGAAAUUCUUCGAGCUGUUGGAGUUCAUCGUGUUUCAAUUGAAUUUUGUUCCGUGCAAAGAAUUGAUAUCGUUAUCCUUAUUACUGAAAGCCAAUAGGUCAAGGAGCUGUAGCAUUCUAUGUAUGAAGACGCUUCUAAACAUUUUAAAGCAUAACGCGAUUUUCAAAGACGUAUACCGAGAGGUCGGAAUGCUAGAAGUGUUCGUAACAUGCCUCACACGUUAUGCUGUAUACCUAAAAGAUAAACAGAUACUCGAAGAGGAAAUGGAGAGAAGAGAAUCGGAUAGGAGUUCCAGCGAUUCCCCCAAAGCUCCGGAGCGGAAGAAGCGGCAGUCGAGACAAGAUUCUCUGAUAAGAGACCCCAAUGCUGAUCUACAGGAGGAAGAACUGGGUGAAUUAGUUAUGGAGGGACUGACGGCGUUACUAAAUGGAAACGUCAAUAACUGUAACGUGUUUCGAGAUUGUGGAGGCGCUAAGUGCGUACACGGUAUGGUCGUUUAUGAGUCGUGCAGGACGAAAGCUUUAGGUGUGAUAAGAGAAUUGAUUGUCAGUGGCUCUGGAGAAGAAGACAUGUCUAUGCUGCUAAGUGGAAUGCAUGCGGCGUCCAAUGAUGCUUACAGAUUAAAACUUCAUAUAUUAAAAGCGUUGCUGGUUUGUCUAAGAGACUCACAUCGUACCAGAACUAUAUUUAGAAAGGUUAGCGGCUUUGUAUACGUUACAAGUGUCCUGGUGUCUCUGGAAGGGAAACUGAAGGGAGAUAAACUCAUGGACCGUGAUAUGUUGCAACUCAUACAUAUCGUCUUUUACACGAUUAGUACGGCUAUGCGAUUUGAACCAGCUAACGCGAAGUUUUUUCAUCAUGAGAUUUGUAUGACAACGCUGUACGAGACAAUAAGACUGCUCGGCUGUUUCGUCAACGACACGGAACUGCAAAAUGACGUAGAGCCUGGCGACCCGGAACUUUAUGAAGUCUUUCAUGACGUUUUCACGAGCAAUAUAUUAGAAUCUACAUUUCCAGACAAGGUGCCAGUUGUGUUCAUCCACGCUUGCAUAGUUUUGCGACUGUUGUAUGACGUUGCAUUAGAUUCCUUUGAUAAGCCGUCUUUUUUUGGAUCACUCAAUGUAAAAUCUCCAAGCCUGACGCGACAAAGCUCGGCAAUCAAUGAGGCAAAACCGGCAGGUAGAUCGGCGCCGCUUAAUCUGUCGAUAGGAGCGCCAUCUAACGAGGCGUGGGUGAUUCACUCUGGAGUCGUGAUAGUGCUUGCGAAAUUGUUACCCGCUUUGCCCCGCCCACAUGAGCAUGAAGACUAUGCCCGUGCGCUGAGAGAUUAUCUCGCUCACGUGCUUAAGAGUCUUGUUAGAAGUGAGCGCAAUCAGCAAGUGAUGUGCGGCGGUGGAUUGGCCGGUGUGGUGUUGAGUGUGUGUACAGCCGCUUUGCGUGCCGAACGGCACCCGUUGCAUGCGCCCGCUAUGUACGUGCUUGAGAGAUUGGCUGCGCAUGCGUUGCGACCACGUGAGCUGAGGGAUUUUCUACGAAUGGGAAACCCUCUAAACUGCUUGGCACCAGAACCAGGGCAGGUCUGCAAGCCUGGAGGACCUGUGCCACUUACAAGAAUUAAAACUCUGGUGUCUAUGACAACACCGAGAGAUUACAGAUCACAAAAUUCGUGCACUCUACCGCCAUUCGUUGAAUUCGACAUGUCAGCGGAAGGUUUUGGCUGCCUUUACUUGCCAAGUAUUGCGCCGCAGUCGGCGAAUUUGAACGCGCUAGGAUCCCAGGAUACGUCCACUCUUGGAGGGAUUGGAUCAGGUGAUCGAGUCUUUCCACCGCAAACCGGUUUAACGUACUCAACGUGGAUAUGCGUAGAGAAGUAUUCAGAAGCACGUACAGACCCGCACUGCGUACGACUUCUAACUCUAGUCCGCAAUAUUAAUAACUCGAGGGACGAUCAUCUCGUUUGUCUUGCUCUUGUUUUAUCUGCGAGGGACAAAGCGAUCAUCGUUUCGACGCAAGAAACUCUUGUUCCACAUAAUGUUGGUGAAUGGGAACCUGAAGGCACCGGCGAAUGUGGUGCCCGAGUAUGGUGUCCUGAUCUUCAGCACGAGGGCCAGUGGCAUCAUUUGGCGCUAGUUCUUAAUCGUGCCGUUCUGAAGAACUCUUCCUUCUCAUUGUAUCUCGAUGGUCAACACAUGCACUCCGGCAAAUUGCACUACGUGAGUGCGAAUCCAGGUGGUGGAGCUGCUACCUUAUCUGGAGCUUCCAGUGUCUAUUGCGUCAUUGGUACCCCGCCUCACUGGCGACGUUACUCACGACUGCUGUGGAGACAGGGACCCGCCAUUUUGUUAGAAGACGUGUUAACAGCGCAAACAAUAUCGGUUAUCCACCAACUGGGACCGCACUACGUAGGGACGUUACAAGCUCCAGUUGUGCCGGGCGCCAACCAAGAACCACUAGCACCGUUGGUGGCUGAAGAGAAAGUUAUUUUCGGUAUCAACGCACGUGCCAUGUCACAGUUGACACUGGCCAAGAUCCGCAAAGUAUACAGCAAGAACGACAACAAAGCGAUUGCCAAGCAGCUAGGCAUGUCGUCUCACGAGAACGCAACGCCUAUUAGGAUCCUACACAAUUCCGCCGGUCAUUUGAUGGGCCCGGCCAGGUGUUUGGGCGGGGUAGUCGUCGGUUAUUUGGGUGUCAGGGUGUUCUGUCCCAAGCCUGCUGCUAUUAUGAUUGACACCGUCGGCGGAUGUUCCGUGUUGCUAGGCCUUAUUGCGAUGGCACAAGACGUAGAGUGUCUAUACGCAGGUGUAAAGGCGUUAGUCUGCGUCGUGCGUUCCAACAAAGCAGCUCAAGCCGAAAUGGACCGAAGGAAAGGAUAUCAAACACUGGCAAUGUUGCUGAAGAAGAAAAAGCAACUUCUCAAUUCACAUAUAUUGCAUCUCAUCUUCGGCCUUGUCGGUACUGUGGAUAGCCAAAAGGAAACAUCUUCUAUACCGAAUCUGACUGCGUUUCAGGACCUAAUUUGCGAUCUAGAAGUAUGGCUCGGUGCACCCGGCGGUCUAAUAAAGUCACUACUAGAGCAUCUACUGGAAUUAGCGACAGAAACCGCUCACAGGACGCACAACUUACGCACAAUGAGGGAGUUACAGUUGGUACCGAAAUUGCUCUAUAUCGUCAACGAUGUAAAAGUCGGCAGCACAAAGAACGUUCUGAUCAACCUACUUGCUGCUCUUCUGGGUGGCCAGCCGCGACCGACGGACCUGCUGUGCCUGGGCCAGUUCAUGGCCUUCACCCUACCGCUACCAUCACAAACGGAACAACAUAUCGUUAUAAUAGAGAACGAUUUUGACAAAGAAAUCGAUGGCGAACAUGUUAUUCUAAGAAACAAAUGCUUAUGCGUGUUGCAUGCAUUGUUGUUCACGACGCGAAAUUUGGUGAACACGAUCGUUUGUGAGGAGAUGUCUCGCGUCCUCGGAAUGGAUUGGCUGCUUAGUUUCAUGCAAGAGAAUGUUCACCACACGACGGUGUUGUGGGCGCUGAGGAUCCUAGUCAUUUUGUGUUCUGGUCAAGGGCAGCAAUCUGGGAUAAUGCAAAGGUUUCGCGAAGGUGUAGGCAAUGGUGGUUGGUUGCGACACACAGAACUGAUAGCAGGGUUCACUCUGCUGGCCUGGUUAUCUCUCUUCCACCUACAAAUUCCCGAGCUAUACUACCUGCUGUUCGGCCUAACUCUUGGCCAGCCAAUGCGGCAGAUAGGCCCCGAUAAGACGGUCUCAGUGGAACGGGUAUGGGCUGCGGCAUGGGGAGCCGCGGCACCACAGAGACAAUCUUCCGCUGCACUUGCUGCUAGGAUCACAUUAUGCCCUGAAGCUGUGGUCAUACUCUUGGCUACUGUCAGGUCCUUGGUACAUGCUGAGUCGGGUUCAUUACCGGAAUGGCUUGGCGAUCAUCCUGUAGCUAUUAUACAGGUGUUAUUUUCAUUGUACAACACAUUACCGGAUUUCGUAACUUUGAUGAUGACAGCUGAAGUACUCACCGCGCUAUCAUCAAUUCUCUUUCCACCAAACUCGUCGGAUGAGAUUCAUAUGCCUAUAUGUGAAAGCGGUGAAAGUUCGGGAGCAUCUACUCCAGGAUCGGAGAAGGAGGUUGUAUUGGUUAGCAACGCGGCUGCGCUUACGCAGCACCCCGCUAGGCAGGCGGUAAUGGACUUCCUCAAGGUCAUUGUGCUGGAUUCACUCCCACUUAACGUUACAGCUAAAGCCUCUCCAGUAAUCGACCUAGUGCUGGACGCAUCCCCAGCCAACUCGACAAGCGACCAGCAAGUAGAAUAUCAGACGGAGGUUUUGACCACCAUAAUGGAAAAUCUUUUGAACACAGAACUCUUUGGAUCUGAGUGUAAUAUUUCAAAUGUUUGUUACCUGGCUGCGAGACUCGUUGAUAAGUUGUGGCAAGGGCAGCUGUCUAGAGAUCCACAUGAAGUUUUCGAUUUUCUGGUAAAGUUAGUGACGCAAGCUAAAAAGAAGUCCUUAGUUAUAUCCUUGGAAGGAUUGCACCACUGUCUGAACCGAACGAUACUGUUUUUACUAUCCCGAUGUACGGAUUCAAUCGCCGAUCAGAUGUCUGUACUAGAAGCUUUACAUAAGCUAACUACCAACAGAUUACUAAUAUUCGGCGCGGGCAACCACGAAUUGGAGUUUAUUGGAUGCCUUACAUACUGUUUGCUGCAACUGAGUGCGAAUAUGAAAAUCGCAUUAGAUUCGCAUAUGCGGACUACUUGGCAUGUAAACCCUAGCGGAGAUUUGGAAUCUAGGGAUGACAAAUUAACUGCUCAUCAAGGUCGUAAUUUAAUGGCUGGGGCAGCUCGUCGCGUUUGGGAGGAGCUAUAUGCUUGCAAGAAGCCAGCUAUUGAAGAGGUGUUCAAAGUAAGCCUUAUUCCGCCGGCUCAGGGUGCUCGCGCGCCAGAUUUGGGCACAGUGCGUGAGAACCUACAUGACGCUGCGCAUAAGCUUUGGAUGAACUAUAUAGAUACCGAGAGAAAGGCUGUAUAUCGCGUACCAUGGGAACUACACAACCAAAUACAAUCGAAAAUACAAAAAGUAACAGGAGGAUUGACACGACUCGCUUCUCGAACGAAAGUGAAGCGAGACGACGCAGGGAAGCUCCGUCCUCGUCUUCCGAAACACCAUGCAUUGGCUUAUAUGCAGGAUCAUGUGCAGCUUGUUAGACAAUCUUGGCUAACGUGUGCUCAAUGCGCAGCGAAUACAAACGCUCAUACGACGCGAUAUGUCCAAGCGGAGUGGACCGGGGUCUGGCGGGAAUUGACCCGUGAGCGCGCGCUAUGGGGUCCGCCACGACCCUCGCCGCUCGACAAGUGGGCAUUGCAUUGUACUGAAGGACCUUGUCGCAUGCGCAAGCAGCUGCGACGCAACUAUUCAUUUUACGCACACUAUCCAUUUAGACCACACCUUGAGAAGGCUGAAAAUAAACAACUAAAGUACAAAGUGGCUCAAAGUCGAGACAGCAAAGAGUACUACAGAGUUUACCAGCAAUGGCGCACCGCAAGCAACGUGGGUGAAGCAGACAGCGUCGAUGCUUCUGAAGUGCAGACUUUUGAUGAUGAAAUUACCAGUAACAGAGAAGCAUCUGUGGAAGUGGUAAAUGAAGAAGGCAGCCCAUCGGACCUAGUCAGUAGCGGGGUCGUUAGUAGAGGAAAUAACCAAUCUCUAGAAGCUAAUGAAGAUGGCCCGGAUAAUGAGGACGAAGAUGAACAACCACCUCCACCCGACAAUCAGACGCUGUUACGACUACUUGAGCAUCACGAAAAGAUAACUCAUAUGUUUCGUUGUGCACGGAUACAAGGUCUUGACACUACAGAAGGCCUCCUGUUAUUUGGAAGGGAGCAUUGUUAUGUGAUAGAUGGAUUUACUCUGUUAAAGAACAGAGAGAUUCGAGAUCUUGAUAGCUGUCCGGACGACUACGAACCAAUACUGCCCAGUCAAGGCAUUCAGAGGAGCAACCAGAGACAGUGCUCCAAGUUUUUAUAUGAAGAUAUCAGAGAGGUACAUAAAAGAAGAUAUCUCUUACAACCGACUGCUUUAGAAGUAUUUUCUAGCGAUGGACGUAAUUACUUAUUAGCGUUUCCGCGGAAAGUAAGGAAUAAGGUUUAUAGUCGAUUCACCGCCUUAGCUACUGGCAUGGCGGAUAGCGCCGCGGGGUCCGUAGCGGGGCAAAAACGAGGUGUAGCAGUGGAACAACCCGCGGGCAUUCUUGCCUCCCUUAUAGGAGAUACGUCGGUCACACAGCGUUGGCUUCGAGGUGAAAUAACAAACUUCCAAUACUUGAUGCAUUUGAAUACACUAGCAGGAAGAUCUUAUAACGACCUCAUGCAGUAUCCUGUAUUCCCGUGGAUAUUGGCUGAUUAUGAGUCUUUGGAGUUAGACUUGACUGACCCCGCGACAUUCAGAGACUUGAGUAAACCAAUGGGAGCCCAAAGUUCCGAUAGAUUGGAACAGUUUAGGAAAAGAUAUAAGGAAUGGGAUGAUCCCCACGGAGAAACGCCUCCUUACCAUUAUGGUACACACUAUUCGUCGGCUAUGAUCGUUUGUUCCUAUCUUGUGCGUAUGGAACCGUUUACGCAGCAUUUCCUCCGACUGCAAGGGGGACAUUUUGAUUUAGCGGAUAGAAUGUUCCAUUCCAUAAAAGAAGCGUGGAAUUCGGCGUCGCGACACAAUAUGGCCGACGUUAAAGAGUUGAUACCCGAAUUUUUCUACUUACCCGAAUUUUUAGUGAACUCAAACAAUUUCGAUUUAGGUUCAAAGCAGUCCGGCGUAGCCCUCGGUGACGUGGUCUUACCGCCAUGGGCCAAGGGUGAUCCGCGCGAAUUCAUACGGAUACAUCGCGCCGCUCUGGAAUCGGAAUUUGUAUCGCACAGACUACACCAUUGGAUCGACCUAGUCUUCGGCUACAAACAACAGGGUCAACCCGCCGUGGAAGCCUGCAAUGUCUUCCACCAUCUCUUCUAUGAAGGCAACGUGGACAUUUACAAUAUCGACGAUCCGCUGAAAAAGACCGCGACAAUAGGCUUCAUCAAUAACUUCGGUCAAAUACCGAAACAGCUGUUUAAAAAAGCGCACCCAAGCAAGAAAAUGUCCCAACGCAGUUCGACUAUACUCGAUCCUAAUAAUAUUAUACCGUCGCAAGGUAUUAUUACGCCUCCGGAGAAACUGUUUUUCCAUAAUUUGGAAAAUUUGAGACCUUCAUUACAACCAGUUAAAGAGGUGAAAGGCCCAGUUGGUCAGAUACUCUAUACUGAAAAAGCAAUUUUAGCAGUUGAGCAGAAUAAAGUGUUAAUGCCACCAGCGUUUAACAAAUACGUAGCGUGGGGCUUCGCUGAUCACUCCCUUCGUAUUGGGAACUAUGACAACGAUAAAUCCGUGUUUGUUUGCGAAAGCGUCGCGCAAGCUUGCGGUGAAAUAGUCACGUGUGUUUGCUUGUCGGAUAAAAUGAUCGUUACCGCUGGAACUAGUACGGUGGUAACGAUAUGGCAAUACUGGGCAAGACGCCGUCGACUGACAGUCAAGACUUGUCUAUACGGCCACGAAGAAGCGGUCACUUGCUUGGCUGCUAGUUCUUCCUACAACCUGGUGGUCAGCGGCAGUCGGGACGGCCUCGUCAUCGUUUGGGACGCGGAACGGGGCACGUUUGUUAGACAGCUUUUGCCCCCUCAUUUCGCGAAUAUGACUCAGCCACUUCCCCCCGUGUCUGCAUUGGCUAUUGAUGAUCUAACGGGCGACAUUGCUACUUGUGCGGGUAGUUGGGUGCAGGCGUGGUCUAUAAACGGCGAGGCCUUGGGUGGAGCAGCAGCAGGUACAGGUGACCGCGCUCCGCAAUUGCUGUGUGUCGCGUUUAGUCAAGCCCGUGACUGGGAUCCGCUGAAUGUCAUCCUAACAGGUUCUUCAGACGGCGUCGUAAGGAUGUGGUCAAUCGAAUAUGUACCCAAACUUGAUGACGAAACACACAGUUCGGAAGCAGGAAGUGUUGAUGUAGCAUCCGGCUCGGUAGAUAUCGAGAAACAGGCUGAACAAAAAUUGACCUGUCAAGAGAGUGAAGAAGUUAAAACUGAGAGUGAAGAUAUUAAGACCGAGGGUGAACUAAAGUCGGAGAGUGAAACUAAGGCUGAAGAUGCAGAAAAGAAUGAACGGGAGGCAGCUAUUAAACGCGUUGAGGCGUUAGUCAAGCAGAUGAGUUUGUCACAAGAACACGAAGGCAGCAAUCUCGCGAAAUCAGGAUCGGAGAGUUCUUUAUCCGAUAUCGGUGAAACAACCAGUGCGAAGGAAUCGUCUCGCCGGCACGAAGACAAAGACACCUGCAGCGACAAUGAGUACCAAGAGAAGCAUGAUGUGGACUCGUGCGAUGAGGUCAAAAACUAUGACGUAGACUCUGAUGAUAAGGACUACGAUAAUGAGAAAGGUCUAGACAAAGACAAUGUUACGCACAGGAGUAAGUUGCAGAAACAAGAGAACGUCGUGCUACGGCAUAAGUCGAAGGGAAAUCCGUUGUAUCGUAAAAGUGGAGGUAGUAUAGGCGGUUCCAGUGAAUCGGGCUCCGUAGAGCGUGGAACAGGCAGCGGGGAGGGGGAACUGCGGAACAGCAAAUCUGACACGAGCCUCACAGACUCGUUCGUCGUUCUCGAACAUUCCAAGGACGUACCUGCACAUCCACCAGUGAAAACGGAUACUAGCACGGUUGAGCAGCCGGUUGUCCGCUGGUCGCGCCGUCUAGUUGUACGAGGCAAACUGACUAUGCACACAGCGUACGAGCGACGCGACAACCUCUCUCCGGCUGCUGUUACAGCUCUAGCUGCAGCGCGGACGGGACGCGGCGUUGCCGUUGGGGACGCUAGAGGACGGAUAUUCCGUUGGUCGGCACCGGAUAUGACAAGUGCGUCUGGUGCAAAGGGAGGACCGGCUGAUCAUUGGAUACGCGACGACACAGCACCGCAUUGCACACAGUGUCAAGUACGAUUCACGGCGCUAGAGCGACGCCACCACUGUCGCGAGUGUGGCGCAGUCUUUUGCGGCCGUUGCUCCCGCUACGAGGCGCCUGUACGUCGUCUACGUGCGCUACGCCCAGUACGCGUCUGCCAACGAUGCCACCACAACAUCCAGAACUCAAAGGACUGA
Molecule: messenger RNA, 10566 nt
Organism: Leptosia nina
Lineage: Eukaryota; Metazoa; Arthropoda; Insecta; Lepidoptera; Pieridae
Source: the annotation of a GenBank genome assembly